AUGGCAUCCUCGGCUGAAGCCAUCGAAAAGGCGUUCGCGGCCAAACAACGUCGGCCAGGACAUGCUCAGGGGAUUGUAGGAUCAUAUGAGCUUCAUCGUGAACUGCAUAUUCUGGAUGAGAGACGUUUUGAGAUGACGCGUGUGCUUACUCAAGAUAUGGAUAUGGGGUUUGGGAUUGUGGCGCCGUAUAAGAGCGACCAUCCGAUUUUGCAGACGUUGUCACCGCAGACAUUGGGGAAUAUUACCAAGAAUGGGACGAUUGCUAUGUUUGUGGGUGGGGGAUCACUAUUACGAGAGAUAUGCAGACUCAAUUAUGAAGCCGGUCAGAUAAUGGUUGGAUCCAGUGCGAAUAUUACUGGGAGUGGACAAAAGUUUAGAGUGGAGGACAUCGAAGAUGAGGUUAAAGAUGCAGCGGAUUUGAUUGUGGACUAUGGCCUGCAACGGUAUCAUAUCUACGGACGACCAUCCACCAAUAUGGACUUUGGACAGAUGAAGGUUCUCAGAAUGGGAUCGUGCUAUGAAUUGUUCCGAGAGCGGAUGCGCAGAUUCUGGGGGGUGGAAUUAUCGGAGGAUCCCGAGUACAAGACUGAUUGA
Aspergillus chevalieri is the source of this 594-nucleotide messenger RNA. RefSeq lists its product as uncharacterized. The coding region runs from base 1 to 594 and encodes 197 amino acids. The transcript has a single exon. Gene Ontology annotation, molecular function: double-stranded RNA binding. The record is from RefSeq and is a predicted model, not a curated record. Lineage: Eukaryota; Fungi; Ascomycota; Eurotiomycetes; Eurotiales; Aspergillaceae.